This is a messenger RNA of Grus americana (Whooping crane), 9489 nucleotides long. It is a transcript of the gene RAB30, whose product is annotated as RAB30, member RAS oncogene family. Gene Ontology annotation, biological process: Rab protein signal transduction. Gene Ontology annotation, cellular component: trans-Golgi network. The record is from RefSeq and is a predicted model, not a curated record. Gene Ontology annotation, molecular function: GTP binding; GTPase activity. The coding region runs from base 651 to 1262 and encodes 203 amino acids. The transcript has 5 exons. Lineage: Eukaryota; Metazoa; Chordata; Aves; Gruiformes; Gruidae.
UGAUGUCAUUGCCCAGCGGGGGGCCGCGGGGGCGCGUUGCCGUUCAUUGUGCUCCGCCGGUGCCGCCUCCCGCUGCCGCUGCCAGCGCCGGCCACGGCGGGGGGGUCCCGCUCCUGCUCUGGCCCCCUAGCACCGGCCCGGGGCGGCCCUGCUCCUGCACCAGCCUGGGGAGCUGUCCUGCAGCGGGGGUGGCUCUGCGCCCAUCCCCGAAGGGGGUUGCCUUGCACCGGGCUCCGCUGCACCCGUCCUGGGGGGGGGCCUGUCCUGCCCCGGGGGUGGCUCAGCAUCUGUCCCGGGGGGCUGCGCUGCACAGAGAGGUGGGCUCCGCACCCAUCCCCGAGCGGGGCUGCCUUGUGCCCGAACCCGCUGCGCCCAUCCCGGGGAGCUGCCCUGCACCGGGUGGGUGGCUAGCACCCAUCCCCGGGCGAGCGGGCUGCCUUGCGGCCAUCCCCGGGGGGCUGCACCGCGCCGGCGGCGGCCCAUCACUUACCGCCGGGCGUGCGGGGGCUGUACCGCACCCAGCCCCGCUAUCCCCAUCGCGGGGCGGCCCGGGGCUGCCAGCCUUCUCCCAUCGCCGGUGACCGGCUCCUGGCUCCCGCCUCGUUUUAUGGUCGUGGAGAGGGAGGAAAAAUCCCAAACCAGCUGCGUAAAUGAGUAUGGAAGAUUAUGAUUUCCUUUUCAAAAUUGUUUUAAUUGGCAACGCUGGUGUGGGGAAGACCUGCUUAGUCCGUCGCUUCACUCAGGGGCUUUUCCCACCGGGUCAAGGAGCCACGAUUGGGGUUGACUUUAUGAUUAAAACCGUGGAGAUAAAUGGUGAAAAAGUAAAGCUGCAGAUCUGGGACACAGCAGGACAAGAGCGAUUCCGGUCCAUCACGCAGAGUUACUAUCGCAGUGCUAACGCGUUAAUCUUGACCUACGACAUCACCUGUGAAGAAUCCUUCCGGUGCCUCCCCGAGUGGCUGCGAGAAAUCGAGCAGUAUGCCAGCAAUAAGGUCAUAACCGUGCUAGUGGGUAAUAAGAUUGAUUUAGCUGAUAAGAGGGAAGUCUCCCAGCAAAGAGCUGCAGAGUUUUCCGAAGCACAGGACAUGUACUAUCUGGAAACCUCGGCAAAAGAAUCAGAUAAUGUGGAAAAACUCUUCCUGGACUUGGCCUGCCGGUUGAUCAGCGAGGCCCGACAGAACACCCUUGUGAACAAUGUCUCGUCCCCCUUGCCAGGAGAGGGGAAAAGUAUCAGCUACUUGACUUGCUGUAAUUUUAAUUAAAGAGCUGGAAUGUGAUUUCCCCUUCCGCCAUGGGCCAAGAGGAUUUUUUUGCUGGGAUUUAUCUCCUUGAAGGGAAUUCCUGCCACUUUGACCCAUCUGACCUAUGCUGAGUCAGGUUGCAGACCUGGAAGUGUGGUAGGUGGGCGGCUCCAGCUGCAUGGCAACGUAGCAGAAUAUAACACGGUUUAAAUUUCGUUUUUCUUCCAGUCUCUGGAGCGGGUUAGGAAAAGGAGAGUUGCACAAGUGUUUCAUGUAAUGCAGAACGUGAGCUAUUGCGUUUCCUUCUACAGAAGACUGGAGCAGCGUCUCUUGAGGAAGAUAUUGAAGAGAUCAAAAUCUCUCUUACACAGCAAUGUGUUUGGUCCUUUCUAAAAUUAAAAAAAAAUAAGAAACAAUGAACACUGACCCUGGACUACGUUGGCAAUCUUCCGGGCUGCCAGUGAGUGAGCUCUUAGGACAUGUAUAUAGUGUCUGCCCGCGCGCCUUCAUGGAGGACUCCGGUGUUUGAAAUAGUGUUAUGUCUCUCAUCUACAGGCACUUUCAUGAACAUGGAAUUAAAAAAAGUUACAUAUAUCAACAUUUUCAAGAUUUAAGACGACAUGGAUACGGCUCAGUCACUCCCUUUGGUGCUAGCAGUUCAGCAAAUAUUCCAUAGACCAAACGUAGUCUUACUACAUUAAUGUCCUCUGAAUGUGUAACUUAGACUGGUUAGGAAAAAAACACUAAUAAGCACUGUUCAUAAAAAAAAAAUAAAAAAAUAAAUCUUGUUACCUCUUUUUCUAGGCCUGAGUGUAGUGGGAAAGGACUGUGCUUCUUUGAUAUCCAACAUAGGAUAAAAAGACUUUCCAGAAAUAAAGCAAAAAUAAAAAUUAACCGUUCCUUCUCUAAAUAGUAAUGUCCUAAUGUGAAAAAUGAGCCUUGGGGAAGGUUAUUGGUGGAGUUGGAAAAAGCGCACCAGACAUGACCAAAAUAUUGUGCGUGCAUGGAUUGUGUAUAAGGGUUCAAGGAGAGCACAGUUUGAAGUGGCAGUCUGCAAUAUGUCCGGCUUAAAAAUAAAGCUUGUAGGUACAGUUCUUGUUGAAAGGCAGGCGUACAAUUUUGUAGAGGGUUUUUUUUUACGCGAAGUGGAAAUAGCGAUGGGGUUGCAAGCGGUAGCAUUCUGUGUCUGACCCAUCCAGCGCUCACCUUGUGGAACUGCUCUCCAAGAUGUUGUUGAAGGUAUCUUCUUGGCAUCCAGGCUCUCGGCUACACUAGCUUUCAGGUUCGGGGCUGUAGAGUCAUUUAAUUUACUUGAUGCUUUGUACUCUUAAUCCCAGACUCCAGUGUACUUGUAACUGUUUAGACAAUUUCUUCUUAUGAAAACCUCUGAAGGGGAAACGCUAUGGAGUUUGCGAUGUUAUUACGCCUCUAGUGCCAUAUGUGAAUAAUGCAUUGCAAAUUUACACGUUGACGUUACAGUGAAAUUGGAAAAUAGUGAAUGCACAGAUAAAAAUUAUAUUUAGAAGUUUUGAGUUCAGUUUAGCUCAUCUGGAUAAAUCUGUCCUGGCAAUUACAUGGCUGUGAUACGCUGUGAUUUAGAGCUAAUCAAUUUAAUAUUAUUUGGCUUUUACUGGAGAUUAUAACAGAGUUUUUGUAUUGACAUAAAAAGCUGCCAGUAAGUACUUAUUGAAAAGAAUAACAAUUUAAAAAAAAAAAAAAGGGAAUUUUAAAAUGCUUUUUCACAUCUUGCUGGAAAGACUUCUUUGGGCUGUAUCAUGUUGUGCCUUUGAUCUGUAACGGGGAGCUGACUCUGCCAGAGAGAGGGGGGAUCGUGUGUCGUGGCCAUUUUUAAUACUUUCUUGCCAUUUUUUAGGUCACUUUCUUCUUUUAUGGCUAGUGGUGAACAGGAAGGUGUAGAGGUUGAGGCUUUUUUGUCGUUUAGGUAACACUUAGCAAAGAGGUUCUGUAAGUGUGAGAUGUUGGGGGACAUGUCAUCUGCUGCACUGGCCUGGUCCUUUUCCGUCUCUGCUCAUGGUGUAAUCCAGAGCAUUUAGAAAUGUGUGGGACUUUGGCUUCUGCUGUGCUGGACCGUGUGGUACAGCUUGUGCUCAAGAGCAACGUCUGUCUUGAGCAUUCCUCAAAUUGCCAAAUGCAGCCUCAUUCGAGCUCGUGAAGACCACCCAACUCUGAGACAGCUGAUUCCACACAGCUUUUAAGUAGCUGUUCAGAGCAAGGCUCAGGGUGUUACACGUAAGGUAACACAAGUUAAAAAUCAAUACUAUGUAUAUUUAAUUUGUAAAAGCUCUUACUCUCCAGAUGGUGGACUUGUCAGUGUAUAAUUGAUACCAAAUAGGGCAGGGCUUUCGAGUUAAUCAAAGAGGAAGGAGACUGCCCGCUAAAAUACUGGUGGGUUCCUCAGCCUGAUUUCCAAAAGCAUCAAAGCUGGGCAGGCACUUUUCAUUCCUGCUGAGUACCACUAUAAAUGCAUUUUAAAGUGUUCCUUGCAUCACUUCUGGAGGUUGAACUCUAAUGUGUUAUCAUGACUGAACAAGAUGAACCGGUCAAAUAGCAGAAACUGCUAACUUUAUUUUCUUGGAUAUUCACUUUGAAAUUUCUAGAAGGCUAAGUCUCUUUUUCCAGUGCUUUCCUAACCUGUUGGUGACUAUUUUGGAGACUAGCUGCCUACUAGCAACCUCGAAGCAUUGGUUCUUUUUAUUGCUAGCAAAUCUUCUCCAUGUAAUGGUCAUAGGCCAAAGCUGUAGUUUGAAACUCUCCUCUUUUUCUGCAGCUGACACACACACACUACCUGUUGAAGAAGUGAUAUUUUAAUGUAGUAACUCCUUCGCAGGAGUUACUUUUGUAGACCUUUGAAUAUAUCUCUAGUGCAUACAACCCACCUCUCCUUGUAGUGCUGAGGGCUUGGCUUCUCUUCUACAGUCUGGUCCACUGCUGAAGGCUUCCCAACCAGAAGAGAAGCUUUAUCAACUGCUAAUGACAACUUAGUGCUGUGGCAUAGUGAUCAGAGUCUUGAAAAAUAAAAGGAGAUAAAAAAAUAUAAAUCCCAAUUAUCUGACAAUCAGCUCUCCGACUGUGGCCAACACCUUGCUAGAUGAGUGGAUUUUUGAGAGAACUGUCAGUAAAAGCCUUGUGAUGCUUGCUGGGUCAAGUGUCCAACAGCCAUGCAGAAUUGAUAUAAUGGGGCCAAAUUUGACCCGAAAUGUUCUCUGCUACAAAGAGAGCAAAGUGUUGCUUUUAGUGUGGUUGCUAGAUAUUGAUGUGUUCUCAGGGUGAUAUAUUCACAGCCAUGGAGUAAUCUUCUUAUUUCUGAGUGAAUAUUAACUUUUCUAAGUUAUCAUAAUGAGACCUUUUCUUGAAACUUAGCACAUUAAGUGGCUCCAAGCAGAAGCCAAUAUUGGAUGGUCAACAGAUGUUUGCUUUCUCUAACAAACCUGUUUGCAGAGAUUAGUAAAAGCAUCUCCCGAAAACUGGAUGGUCUAAACUGUUUCCCGGUUCAGUCACUGAUUCAGUCAGGCUCAUCUUGGGUAUACUACCAAAUUUUCUGUGUUUCACACCGCUGUACGUGAAGCACUCGCUGGUGUUUUGUGUUUUGAAUUUAAGCUGCAAGUUUGCUGGGACAAGCCAUGACUCCUUUCUGAUCCUAUUUGAGUUCCCCAUGAGAGACCAAGUGCUAGGGCAAAAAAACCCCCAACCCUUCAGGUCAAAGAGUUAUGAUGGAAAAAGUGAAAUUAAGAACUCUGUAAAGAAGGGGACACUGGGUGCCUCUUCCUACCUCUAACGCUGAAGUCCUGAUUUGAUCUACAGGUAAGUUGUUUGAGCAUGCAGUCAGAGACGUGUUUGUGCUGAAUGCUAAACAGCUUUGUGAUCAUUGUUUAAUGAAAAUAAUGAAAACCACACAUGACAAAUUGUCAGGCAAGAGACUUUGUUCUUUGCUGUAGAAUACAUGAAACAGCCCUUAAAAACUGUCGGCCUGCUGUUGCUGUUGGUCUUUUUGGAAAUAGCUAUAUUGGUAACACUUGGCUCCUGCUAGUCUGGGUUUAGCAGUUAAUGGCUAUUGAAUUCCUUCAGCAUCAGUAAAAACGGCAGCAGACUGAGGCUGACGCAGGAGACAGUGAUUUGAAAAAAGGCAAAGUCGAAAUUAGUGGUGCGGAAGCAUGGUAGGUGCACACACGUGGGACAGGCUUUCCUGAGCUUUUGCUGACAAGGGAUGCAAUUAGUUAUAGUCAAACCCACUGGGUUUUCCCUUACUCGUUAUCGCUAAGGACUGCUGUUUGUUCAGCUGCUUUUCCACUUGUCUUCUCUUUGCCCCAUGAAGAACUAGCCAUAAAUCAGGCUGAGAUGUUGAGCUGGUGUGAUUUCUGUAGUCAGGGACUGAAUUCAGUUGGAAAAUAGGUGAAAUUCUCCAGCUAUUAAAAUAGGCUGAGCAAAUGUGCAGGAUGCGCUGCCCUUUGGAGAGCUGCGGUGCUGUUAUGGUCGCGUACGGCUGGACACACCACCACAGAAACUCUUCUGGCUGUGGGGCAGACUGAGUGCUACAGCCCUCUGGGCAAGGGGAAAGAUGACUGGAGCAGAAAAGGCAAAGUAAAGGGAUGGUUCUACUCAAGAUUUCCUCAAUCCCAUCCUCUUUAAAAAAAAAAAAAUGCUUCUAUGACAAAUUUGGAUUGCUCUGGAUUUUAAAAAGGAAUGCUUUGAGUUUGAGUCUCAGCUGAGAUUCUUCUACAUGCUGUUGCUUUCAAUAUCAAAGUAUCCCAUAUCCUUGUAAGUGUUGCCCCUCCAACACAGACCUUUUUGAGCUUAUUCAGUUAGAAAAGGUGUUUCUAGAGGACACUUUGCAAAUUCCUAGUAAGCAAUGAUGGAAACUCUCUGAAAUGUUGAUGUACAUAAGGGCUCAUCAGAAAACCCACUGGAGCUAAGAGAAAUAUUCUAAAUUUGAAUAGCAAAAGCCCAGUGAAACAUGUUAUAUCAAAAUGUUUUCUUCUUUAGGUUUUUUUAUAAACUUUGCUUAUUUGAACAAAUUUGGUUCUUGAAGUCAACCUUUCUCUCCUUGUGUCAAGUCUGUCCUCUUGUUGCUGUGGGUAGUAAUUGCUGUAGUUACUGUUCACAAACAGCAAAGGAUCAUCAUUUUGAAGGACAGUCUUGUUAUGACAAUGCUUGGUGGGGAGACACUCGCUUGAUUCCCAAGUGACUAGUGCAUCCUCAGCAAAGCAGCUUCAACUGGAACCGGUCGUGUCUUUGUGACGUGAUCAUCCACUCAAGCUGUAGUUAAAUGUACCACAAAUGUUACAGAUCUCACAUCUGCCUCAGUUCAGGAUUCAUCUUAGCUGGGGAAAUAAACAACAGGGUAAUCAUGCUGACCAUGAUGCAAGGCUCCCAAAGUAGCCCGCUGCGUUGCUCUGACUUACCUCGCUAAUCACCACCUCGCUAAAAUGACCCAAAGCCUCCUGUUGCUGUACUGUACUAUAUCUAGCUGAGAGAAAUGGCUGGCUGUCAUCACCCAUGGAUGCCAUUGCACCCUUUCCCCUCAUGUGAAUGAGCUGUAACUUAAACCAGAAGUAAAAACUAUGCCAUGUGAGUUGAGAGUGUAUUUGGGUUUUUUUGUGGGGGGCCAGAGAUCCAGAAAAAACCCUGAACACCCUCAUGUCUAAUGUUUGCUCCUCCAAAUACAGUCAACUGGGUAACUGGGGAAAGAUAACCCAGAUGUAGCAGAAGGUGGGAUAGCAAUGAGUGUCAUUUAGGCUGUAAAUGUUGUCAGUGAAAAAUUAAGACUGGUUUUAAGAGUAUAGCCAGGGUUAACAGCUCAUCUGUCUGGAUAAACAGGAGCUGGCUGUACCACACUCGGAUAUUGUCUGUGUUUUCACGUUAAUAACCAGCUAUUAGCGCUUCCUGGAUGCAAUCACAUUUGUUGAACCAGUUAUCCUCUUCUAGCAAGCUUGGAAGAUAAUUUUAGCUCUGGUUAGUGUUAAACUCAAGAAGCAGAUGCCACCUUUACAUUUGCACCUUUGCUUUUCCCAUUGAUGCUUAUUUUGGGGUAACUUUCCCAAGGACAUGCACACUUGUGAGUGUGUCACAGUGGUGUCUCUGCCAAGCAUCUUCUGGACUCCAGCCCUGGUUGACAAGCACCUGACAUGGUAUCACCUGUGUCAGUCACUGUUUUAGCUGUGCAUGGUUCCCUGCGGGAAAGGGGAUGUUAAAAGUACUCUUACGCUUUCAUGGGCAGUGAUUGAGGGCUCUGGUGUGUCUGGUGUCACAUGAAUGUAAACCUCGGAGCUUUUCAAAGCCUGAUUCCUUCAUACCUUUCAUCCAUGAAUCUGCUCCUUUUCAAUACUGCUCAUGCCUCAAGCACUGUGGAGGUCUCAGACUGGAAUCAGGCCUCCUUGCAUGAACCAUGGGAUCUGACUCCUGCUUUAGCUAGAAGGAAGAGCAUCCAUGGCUCAUUUUCUGUGCCACCUUGAGUUUCUUACUAUGAACAUAAAGCUAACCAAUUUGAUAAGUCUGUUCUCAGGCAGGGCAUCCUGUAAGGAAUGUUUCCCUCCUUUUGGGACCAAUACGAGAGAUUCCGACCAUUAAGAAUCAGUGGUGGUUUGGUGCGAGUGAAUCUCCAGCGAGCAAGCGGAUGCUGCCCUCCAUCCAGGGAGACUUACAGCCCUGUGGAGGAGGAGAAUCCUUCUGAGCUGUCACUUGGGUGGUGGUGUGAAUAUCUCCAAGGGUCUGGGUUCCACCAUUGGCAUGAGCUUUAGUCAAUGUAAUGGCCGUGGCGUCCCCAGCAGGCAAGCCUUUGCAGAGGGGGAAGCGGAGGAGGGGAAUGCUGUUUUGACGUUUUGACGGAGUGAGAAUAAAAUGUUUGGUCUACGGCAGGGAGAGCUGCCAUGAUUUCAGGCGCUGCUAUUGCCUCAACUCUUGCAGGCCGUUUGGAAGAAAACCUUGUCGCUGGCCUACAUGUACUGUCAGCACUGAAGGGGCAAAACUAACUUCUUAAGCCAAUGUUUUAGGGGAGAAAAGGCCAUCUGAUGAGAGUAUGGAGGAAGCCCAGCGCUUGUUGCUAUGCUGCUUUGAAGUGACAAGUAUAUCUCUGGAUAUUAGAGAAGUAGUUUAAAAUGUGCCAUGGUUUUAGCAUAAUAUGAUGCACUGCAGAUAUGUCACAUCCAUUUCAUUUCCCGCAGCUGUUUACAAAAGGAAAAAAACCCAACAAACCCUGAGAUUGGAGCAGCUGCAGUCACUCAGCUGUCAAUGUGGGACAAGGCUCUUUCUGCUCCUCUUUUAUUUCCACUUCGCGCUGUUCUGCUGCACGUAUUUGGCUGUUCUGUGAAUUUGCAGAUCAUGAGAUUUUUUUCGAACUGCCUUUGAUCUCUACAGAAAGACUCACCCAGCUCUCAUUUGAAUUCAUUAAUACUUUGAGUAGGCAUUUUAAUUUUAUGUUUACUGGCUUGUUUCCCUUGGUAAUGUUAUCUAACUGACAAGUUCGUCGUGCUCUGUAUUACCUUUAGGUUUCUGAGUCUGAAAUGUUUCUUCUUUCCUGUGAUCAUUUUUAGAGAUGUUAGAAAGGCAUCUUCAUUUCCUCAGAAGAAAACCUGAAUUACUCUCAGCUUUGAUUACUAACCAAUCCAUAUCGAAGCACGUAACUCUCUUUACAGCAUGAACAAAGUACGUUUUAUACCAUCAUCUGUAGUUUGAAUUGUAGUUUAAAAACCAGCUUAAGCACUAAAAGCAGCAUUUUGUUUGCAACUUCCAUGCCAGGGAAGUCACAGCAUUAAAGGAAUUUCCUGGGUUGGAGUUUUUCCCACAAAGGUCUGCUGUCUUUUCCCCAACAAUUGUGAAUUUAGCACAAUGUACAGAAUUUUAGCAAGAAUCCUGAUUCCUAAACGCAUGGCCAGAAGGAUGAGGAGAGAACGUGUUUCUUGUUGAUCAAGCACAACCAUUUUGGUGGAGAAAAUGCACUACAGCUGGUCGGGCCAUUGAUCUGGAGUUGCUGGGGUAGUGCUGUCUUUGGGAAGGGUAUAGGUGUUAGCAAAUCGCCAAACUGUGAAUCAUUGACUGUCGGAAGCAUUUGGCUUGUCUGUUUUUUUUAAGUUCUUGUUGUCAAGUGUGGUACAGUGGGGUUGAGAAAGGAAUGUAUUUUGGAUGACCAGGAUAAUGAAUGUAUGAUGCUUCAUGUUUAUUUGUAAUGUCCUUUUUAUACUUAGAAAUUGCUUACGUAUGUACCUGUAUGUAAAUAAAUGUUUAAUCCUUUCCA